Messenger RNA from Daktulosphaira vitifoliae (grape phylloxera), 953 nucleotides. RefSeq names its product fas apoptotic inhibitory molecule 1. The coding region runs from base 402 to 953 and encodes 183 amino acids. Gene Ontology annotation, biological process: negative regulation of extrinsic apoptotic signaling pathway via death domain receptors; canonical NF-kappaB signal transduction; positive regulation of neurogenesis. The transcript has 4 exons. The record is from RefSeq and is a predicted model, not a curated record. NCBI's taxonomy places the organism in Eukaryota, Metazoa, Arthropoda, Insecta, Hemiptera, Phylloxeridae.
AUUUCCUUUAGCCAUCUCAGAUUCAAUGUAGCAUACUAAUAGAAGCUUUAAAUCAUUUGUUCUCUCUAUUUCUGUCAGUAUAAUUUUUUUUUCUUGAUUAAGUGUCUGAAUUGUUUAAAAAAAUAUUUAAAUUUUAUGCAAAGUCAUACGAAGAUUAGUAUUCUCGGGAGCCAAGUAUUUUCUUAGAAUAUUAUAAUUAAGUAAUUUGUUAUGUAACAAAUAGUAUCUAUAGCAACCAUAUGACGCAGGCAAAGUUUCAGUUAAUCAAUGAAAUUUAGUAGGCUAAAGAAAUAUUUUUAUUUAUAAAUAUUUGAAUAAUGAUUUUUUAUUUUUUAUAAAAUUAAAAUUUUUCAAAACUUGACUCUUAAAUACUUAUUUGAAACUUACUUUUACUAUAAUUAAUGUCGGAAAAGAAAAAAAAUAGUGAUGAUAUUGUGGCGGUUUGGAAAGUACCUUUAGCUGGCGGAGUUCAUGAAGUAGAAUUUGAACAUGGAACUGCUACAGGAAAAAGAGUUAUCAGAUUAGAUGGCAGAAUUAUACGAAGAAAGGAAUGGAUGUUUCGACUUAUUGGAGAUGAAAUUUUUAACAUAGAAAAUACUCAAUGUAUUAUUAGAGUUGAACCUGAUGGUUUGUUCAUGUACACAUAUAGUUUAUUAGUUGAUGGGAAACCAUUGAAUAAUUAUUGUGAAUAUAUGUCGAAAACUCGUUCGGUUUGGAUAGUGUCAACAGAUGGUGUGGAUAAACGAAUUACGCUGGACAAAGAGACUAUGGAUAUAUUUAUCGACGGAGUUAAAAUAACAGACACUAUGCCUGAAUUUAUUGAUAAUGGAACACAAACACAUUUUUUUAUUGGUGAAGUAAUGGCAACAUUAAAAACUGUACACAGCGGUGAUAAAAAAGUUGGAGUCGUACACAAUAUAUUCAUAGACGGAAAGCAAAUUAAAGAAUUAUAA